AUGCCGUGGCGCACCAAGAGCACCACCAGCAUCAAGACCAAGACCAAGACCAGCCCCGGCACCAGAACCAGAACCACAUCUAGCAAUCAUCCCCAUUCUCCCGACGAUUCCAAAGAAACCCCCAACGUUUCAAGCCCAUCGCCACAAACCAGGGCCAAUUCGCCCGCACUGGCUUCCCACACCGUGCCACCUACGACAGACGAGGUUCCGACGAAGCGAGGACAACAAGACGACCUCGAGCCUUUGCACACCAGUUCCACCGUUGUUGUUGUUGCGGCCAAUUCCCCAGAGAACGCGCACCUCACUUCGGCCUUGCCGCAUCACCAAACCAUUCAAGCCGCUGCCCUCGCUUCUGUUUCCGCCUCAUCAGCUUCCACAGGCUCCCAACCCGACCACCGCACCCUGCACCAGCAGCAAUCGCCAUCUAGUCUGGUGGCGCCCUCCCCCUUUGCCUCUUCUCCUUCCCUCACCGCCACCGUGCCGGGUUCAAGCCGGUUGAAAAGCACCCGAGCCAGUACCACGGCAGCCAGUGACACCGCUGCUGCUUCCGUACCCCCUCCUCACGACACACCCGGCAAGCCAAUCUCCACAUCGGCACCCACAGACAUGGCCGCCACCGCCACCGCCACCGCCUCCCCACAUCUCCCCACCCCGCCCCAAGACAUUGAAUGGGAUGUGCUGCGCAAGGCUCUUGCUGGCACAUCCUUUCAAGUCAACGAACACCAGGGGGCUCAAGGUCUCUUUGCCGCUCUCUUUGACUCAAAUCACCAACACCAGAAGCAAGCUUCCCCCCGUGCCUCGACCGUCACCUCGCCGAUCACCGACGUCACCACCACCUCCACGAUCGCUUCACAUGCCACCAAAGCCGCUACCGUCCAGAAUUCUUACGUCUCUGUGGACCAGUUGCAAGAAAAGGCUGCACCUCGACCCGCCUCCGAGUCAGGUCCUACCAAGCCGGUAGCUAUGCCCGCCACCACCACCGAAUUGGCGUCCGCGUCUGCUAGCCUCCUUCCACGCCGGGACGUCGGCUCAAUGGGUUCCCUUCCAUCGGCCCAACAAAUGAUGCCCGCCAGUCCUCGACCCGCAGACGCCCAUGCUGCCGCGCCACAGAGUGCCCCCAUCAAGUUUCGAGAGGGCGAGUACGUGUUGCACAGCCAACUCAUGCAAGCCGCCGAUGCCAUCUCCCGUAUGCAAAAGAGUGCAGCAGGUGUCCCCCUACGGCCAGAUCCCAACAGCCCCGCCCAAAGCGGGCGCAAUGGGCCUCGCAAAGGCUCGCCCACACCCACGGCUUUUCGCACGCUUGACCACCGCUCACUCCCAACGCCCAACGCACCAUCCCCGUUUGCCGACCGAGCCAUGUCCGUUCGAUCCAACUCGGAUGCACGGCCGCGCUCGCGCUCCCGCAAGCGCGUCCUGGCAGCUCUCGCCCGUCGGCGCUCCGCCGUCACCUCGCCCGCUGACCUCGUGGGUCCCCACAGCCACACAUCCGACGGCAUGGUCACACACGUCAACGCACACGGCUCGCGGGCCUCCCCCCCGGCUGUCCGUGGAAUGGGCCGUCCCCUUGAUACCCACAAUCUUCUUGUCGCGCCAGCCACCUCCAACUAUUCCACCAUGACAAGUCGUGCCAAUAAGGGCGGCGUGGAAAGUCACCAUUCACCUCACGUCCUUGCUCGCACAAUGCUGGAUAUGCUUGAGCAGCGCCAUGAUCUUUGCAACAUUCGCUUCCUGGUUGGCCCCCAACAGGAAUCCAUUUUUGCCUUGUCUGCCAUCUUGGCCAUGCAUAGUUCCACGUUUGAGGCCAUGUUCAAGCCUUAUUUCGCUGCUAGCCGGGAUAUUCCUCAAGUCACCGUGGCGCUGCCUUCCGUCGAUGCGAAUGCCUUCGCCGCUGUCAUUACGUGGUGCCACACGGGUGAACUUCGGCUUCAAGGCACCACCGUUCGCGCCGUCCUUCUCAUGGCCGAGACUUAUGGUCUUGCCCACCUCGAAGUUUUGUGCAACAGCAUUUUGACACAAAAUAUCGAUGCCGAAUCCGCCCUCGACGUGCUGGUGCGUAGUCUGCGCGAGGAGAACCUUUUCUUGGCCGAACAAGCUCUUCAGCACGUCGGCAGUCACGCGCGCGAGCUGCUUCAGCCCUCGCGCCUUGUCCAGGCCGAUGUUCGCCCCGAGGAACUAGCCAUCAUCAUGCAGCUUGAUGCAAUCCAAGGCAUGAGUGAACUUGAGCUCUAUCGUACUGUUGUGGCGUGGGCGAAGCAAAUGUCUUUCCGUUGCGAUCUCAGCAUUGAGGAGCUUGUGGCCGAGCCUUUGGCCUGCCUGCGCCUCAAUCUUAUCGACCUGGACAGCCUUUUGUCCGUCGUCCGCGCGGAUGGCCUCAUCGAGUCGUCGCGCAUCCUGGAUGCCAUUGCUUCCCAUUCCAACCCCCACAAUCAUCGCCACAUCUCGCAUCGAACGCAAGAGCCACCCACAACCCCGUUGCAACCUUUGUCCUGGGAUGCAUCACUAUCCGAGGCGCCCUUUGGCGUGCUGAAUGACAUGCGCAUCUUUUUGCCGCACACAUCCAACCGCCUUGAGCGAAUGGCACAUGCUUUUUCUGUACCUGUGGGCAUGCCCUGCACCUUGGUUGUUAAUGUGUCGGAGCUUGACGAUGCCAACUGGGUGGCCAUUGGCUGUACGGCCACUACCAACACGGCCACGUCCAUCUUGUCUUCACCCUUUGUGGCUGCCAUCUCUUCUGUGGGUGCGGUUCACGGCAAUCUUCUCGAGGGCGCCGCCUUCAACUUUGAGGAAGGCGACGAGCUCAUUCUGACUUUGGUUCCGGAAGAAGGUACUCUCACCAUCACGCGAGCAUCAGACGAUGGCACUGAUUUUGUGGUCAUGGAUCUACCUUCGGGAGUUCUUCGUCUGUUCGCCGUCGCCAGCGGGGGGCCUGUUGGCAUUGAUGUUGCGCAACAGCCUUCGUAA
This is a messenger RNA of Monosiga brevicollis MX1, 2961 nucleotides long. RefSeq lists its product as uncharacterized. Bases 1 to 2961 code for a protein of 986 amino acids. NCBI's taxonomy places the organism in Eukaryota, Choanoflagellata, Craspedida, Salpingoecidae. Gene Ontology annotation, molecular function: protein binding. The transcript is spliced from 3 exons. The record is from RefSeq and is a predicted model, not a curated record.